Molecule: messenger RNA, 697 nt
Organism: Oppia nitens
Lineage: Eukaryota; Metazoa; Arthropoda; Arachnida; Sarcoptiformes; Oppiidae
Exons: 2
Coding region: 123-689 (188 amino acids)
Source: RefSeq, a predicted model, not a curated record
AACCGAUUUGAAAUUGUAUUGAAUUUGUUAUCAUUUUUUUGGUAUUAUCCUUCAAUUGUGUGAUUUAUUUGUGAAAAAAACAGUGAUUAUCAAAAUCCAGUGACUAUUGACUCAGAGUAGUCAUGUCUUUGUCUGAAUUAUCGGCAACAGUGGUGUUGUUGUUAUCAAUUGUUUGUAUGAUAUGGUCGGUGUCAUCAUCAGCGGCGGCGGCGUCGGAGAUGAUGGGAUCUCAUGGUUACGGUAACCAAAUAUCGACAUUGGCGCCGAAAUUGACACCUGAGUGCAAACAGAUAGCAGUUAAAAUAAAAAAUUGUUUUAGGAAGAGAUGGCAUAUUAAGGACAGUACAAAACGGGACGAUCCUAACAAGUGUUGCUAUUAUAUCGAGUAUGACUGUGCAUCUAAACCAUGGUAUAAUAAGUGUUUAAGAGAAUCAGAUAAAGUAUAUUUUGAAACUGUAAUGAAAAACUGUACCGAAAAAGGAUUUACACCCAAUGCUGACAACUGUUUGCCACUGAAACCCCUGUCGACUGUCGCCGAUGGUGUGUGUGACGAGUAUUUGCAUUGUUUUCUGGUCACUACAGACCCUGCCAUCGCUGUCGUAUCAACCGGUGUUGGCCAACAACUACCAUCACUAUUGAUGUCCGUCAUCGUUGUCACCAUUGUUUGGUCGGUUGCAUUGGUUGUUUAGGUGAACAC